Vigna radiata var. radiata (mung bean) is the source of this 3662-nucleotide messenger RNA. RefSeq names its product protein MEI2-like 1. NCBI's taxonomy places the organism in Eukaryota, Viridiplantae, Streptophyta, Magnoliopsida, Fabales, Fabaceae. The transcript is spliced from 13 exons. The record is from RefSeq and is a predicted model, not a curated record. The coding region runs from base 264 to 2903 and encodes 879 amino acids. Gene Ontology annotation, molecular function: nucleic acid binding.
UAUUCACGCCGUUAACGAAUAAACGGAAAAAACAGUCGUCUCCCAGUCCCUGCUGGCCGGAAAAAUCACAUUUCCGGCGAGAGCUCAAAAUUCCGAUGAAGUUUGGAAAUGAAGAAGAAGAAGAAGAAGAAGUGAAGGUGAGAAAGGAGAGAAGUUGAAGUAGUUAGUUAACGUGCAAUGCAGGGAACGGUAAAAGGUUGUGAGAAGGUUUGGAUGGAGGAUCUUGCACGCCACACAUGCAUUGAUACCUACAAUUUACAAAGAUGAUCCUCCCUUUUUGCAAAUUCCCACCUUGCCUUAUGCCCUACUUUAUUCGUUUUCUCUCUCACACUUCUUCUUCUUCCUCUUCUUCUUUCCAAAUACUACCACUAUUUAACUCAUUCUCACCUCUUCCCUCCACUUCUGUCUUAUACUCUUCCAAUUCCCACAAGGUUAGCUUGUGGAAAUCAGAUAACAUGCCGAAAUGCUAUGAUUUUGAUCAAGGAAUAAAAACCAGCUUGAGUGUACAAGCAUUAUCCCAUUUGCCAGAUCGUAGCAAAGUCAAUAUAGUUGCUACUCAGAAUGAGAGUAGCCUCUUUUCAAGUUCUCUGUCAGAGUUGUUUAGCAGGAAAUUGAGAUCAUCAGCAAAUAAUGCUUUAUAUGGGCAUUCUGUUGACACUGUUGCUUCCCACUACGAGGAAGAAAGACUUUUUGACUCUCUUGAAGAACUUGAGGCUCAAAUUAUUGGAAAUCUACUCCCCAGUGAUGAUGAUUUCCUUUCUGCAGUGACAAAUGAACUUGAGCUCGACCAGAUCAUCCAAGACAGCUCUGGUGAGGACGUGGAUGAACUAGAACUUUUCAGUAGUCUUGGAGGAAUGGAUUUAGGAGAUGAUAAUAGUCCAUCUUCUGGACAAAAGAAUUCUGAAAUCCUUGAUGGAGCUUGUAACAGUCAACUAGGACUGUGUAGUGCCUUAAUUGAUGGGGAACAGUGUUACGAGAAACACCCUUCUAGAACAUUAGUUGUGAGAAACAUUAAUAGUGAUGUCAAAGAUUCUGAAUUGAGAUCUCCUUCUGAGGAUACUCCUUCCAAGAAAUAUAUGAAUCAGGGCACCCUUGUGGUCUUUCUGUAUGAUUCAUCUGUUUCGAGUAAUGAGCUUCACCGUAUAUUUAAUGUAUAUGGAGAAAUAAAGGAGAUUCGAAAAAGCCCACAUGAUCUACUACAUCACAAGUUGAUUGAAUAUUAUGAUUCUGGAGCAGCAGAGGCAGCUCUCCAUGCUUUAAAUAGAGAUGAUACUAUCAGGAAGAGGCUAAAGGUUGAACCAUACCUAUCUGAAGACUCAAAACGGAGUAUGGCUCAACAGAUCCAUCCAGAACUAGAACGGAAAGGAAGUAACCUUUAUCUGCAUCAGAACAGCCCUCCUCUUAAGUCACCAACUAGCUUGCCAGGUUUGCGUGGCAUUUCUGAACCUGGUAAGAUGGAUGGUGGAAGAAUUCUUGGUGUUGAGCCUGCCUCAUGUACACCAUCUGUGAAAACUGCUUGUGUUCAUGGGGUCUCUUCAAGUGUUUCCAAGUCAUUACCAUCACUGGUCAGUGUUAAGUCGUUUGACAACAGAUGUGAAAUUACUGAGUACGAUUCACCAGGCCAGUUGAAUUUUGAUGUUCAAGACGCAUCAGCUUCUCAUCCCCAUUUCCUUCCAGAAUUUCAUGAUGGUUUAGCUAACAGUGUUUGCCGUACUUCUCCUGAGGUGGCAGCAAACAUCAAUCUUAAAACACAAGAAAGAAUAGAAAGCAUGCAGUUCUGUCCAGUAAACUCCAAUGGACGCUUCAUGGAAUUCAAUGAAUGUGUUUUCAAAUCCUCUUGUAAUGGAAGCUUCCCUCUUCCUCCUGACCAUCAUUACAAAUGUGGGAACUUCUAUCAGCCUCCUGAAAUGAUGUGGCCAAAUUCACCUUUAUAUUUUGAUGGAGUUUGUCCAUCCCCCACCCUGCCAAGAUUGCAUGGACUUCCUAGGUCACCAUCUAAUAUGAUGACAACUGUUCUACCCAUAAAUAGCCAGCAUGUGGCUUCAGCUCCUUUUUGGGACAGAAGACAUACCUAUGCAGGGGCAUCUCUUGGGAAUAUGCAUUUUUCUGGUAAUACAACAUCAAAUUGUGCUGACUUUGUUUCUUGCAAUUUCAUUCCCCAUUUUGGGGGAAACUGUGUUGAUUUUCGAAUCCUCCCCAAGCACCCUGGACUCCAUUUUCAUAACCAAAAGGACCUAAUGUUUCCUGGAAGAAACCAUAUGAUUAAUUCAUUUGAGACUCACAAACAACGUACUAGAAGCAGGAGAACUGAAGGUGUGUCAGACUUGGCAGACAAGAAACAGUAUGAACUUGAUAUUGACCGCAUAAAGAGAGGGGAAGAUAUCCGAACAACACUUAUGAUAAAGAAUAUUCCUAACAAGUAUACAUCCAAGAUGCUGUUGGCUGCUAUUGACGAACGUCAUAGAGGAACAUAUGAUUUUGUUUACCUACCAAUUGAUUUCAGGAACAAAUGUAAUGUGGGAUAUGCAUUCAUCAACAUAACCAAUCCCGACUUGAUUAUACCAUUCUAUCAGGUGUUCAAUGGAAAGAAAUGGGAGAAAUUCAACAGUGAGAAAGUGGCAUCACUUGCAUAUGCUCGCAUACAAGGGAAAGCAGCACUCAUUGCUCACUUCCAAAAUUCAAGCUUGAUGAAUGAGGAUAAGCGCUGCAGGCCUAUCCUCUUCAAUACAGAUGGCCCUAAUGCCGGUGACCAGGUUCCUUUCCCAGUGGGCAUUAAUAUUCGCAACAAAUCUGUAAGAGUGAGAAGCAGCAUUCAGGAGGAUAGCCUCCAAGGGAGUCAACAUAAUUUGGGAAUCAGCAAGCUCUCAUCUGAUGGAGACAGUCAUUCGUUGGAGUCAGACUAAGGAAGCCAUCCUUGUUCCUUCUGCCAUACCAUUAACUUUAGUGGGUGCUAACCUUUGGAAGCCAAGUGAUCUAGUCACAUUCAUAAAGUAUGUUUGUGGUACAUAUUUACCAACACUAACCUUGAGUAAGGCAAGAAGUUUUCCCGUUCUUUUGGCUUUUGUUACUAAAUCACAACUUUUCAUGUGCAAGAGUACUGUGCCAAAAGAUUACAUGUACAGGAAUUUCACAUUGGAGACUGGAGGAGAGGCUUGUAAAGUGGUUUGAGGAGAACUUAGUCUGUAUCAAUUUUACCUUUGUUUUCCUUCUUCCUCUCCUUGCUUUUUUCUUCUGUAUAUUGUUGAUUUUGGAGUCCUUCUCAUCCCAAACUGGUGAAAUUUUUUUCUACUAUUUGUGUACUGUGCUGAAGCCUUCGUUGACUGUUCAUCAUUGUUGAUGUUUGGUGUGCAUACACACUCUUCUAUUCACUUUUUCCUUGAAAAUGUUACACUUUGAAUAAUGUACCUGUCGUGUCUCGUCUUUUGAGUCUCUGUUGUCACAUGUAAAGAUAUAACUCACAUCUCAAAUUAUGCUACUAGAGGAAACUCAAUACAGAAGGUUUCAUGUGAAUUCUGAUUCAUCAAAACUGGCAAUUUCUGAUUCUCUUAAUUUGUUAUUUUUCUAAUUUAUUUUCAUUGUAACUUUGGGUCAAAUUAGCAUGUAAGGAACUUUACAUGUAUGCUCCAUUGUAUUAAUACAUAAUGCUACAAAGAGCUGAAUAA